Dufourea novaeangliae is the source of this 2541-nucleotide messenger RNA. Its product is annotated as zinc finger and BTB domain-containing protein 41-like. Gene Ontology annotation, molecular function: RNA polymerase II cis-regulatory region sequence-specific DNA binding; DNA-binding transcription factor activity. Gene Ontology annotation, biological process: regulation of transcription by RNA polymerase II. The record is from RefSeq and is a predicted model, not a curated record. The coding region runs from base 121 to 1677 and encodes 518 amino acids. NCBI's taxonomy places the organism in Eukaryota, Metazoa, Arthropoda, Insecta, Hymenoptera, Halictidae. The transcript has 2 exons.
UGAAGAACUCCACGCAGAUACAAAUCAAUGUAUGCUCCGAAAAGAACAUCUCAAGGAGGAGUUGAAUUAAGUAUCACCAUUAAUCACUUGGACAGGUCAUAGUAAUUCUGCGGACCUAGAAUGUUAACGUUAGAAGACGUGGAACGCAAAGACUUUUCGAAAGAAGCGAUGGUAGAUGAAGAGACGAGUGAGGGCACAGGCGGCAGGGAGAACUACGAUAAAAGCAAAUAUCAGAUAGCCACUGAACAAAUACUCAACGCAGCGCUUUUAUCUACAGAAAACGAUGACGAUAUGGAAUCUCAGGAAAAUGAUGAGUCCUCUGAGCUUCUUUCCAUUGAGAAUGACUCUGAACUUACCAAUGAAUCUACCAUCAGCGAUUGGGACAAUCUAAAAAUGGAAUCGCCUCUUUCGUGUAUUAAUUCUGUACCGAAUGCUAAAGAAUUUUUUCUAAUAACUCAAUUACAAUCGGACAAUGCCCUCAUGACCAAGAAAUUGUCCAGCAAACAUUCUCUGUCUAAUAAGAAAUCUAAGUCCCACCAUCGUUCCAAACGACAUAACAAAGUGUUAUUACUAAGAAAGCUCCUACCUAAGCAUGAGCCAAUAGUUGAAAUAAAAGAGGAAGAGAAUUCGAUCAUUUCUACUGAAAUGGAUGAUCAUAUAUCAUCCAUGGAAGAAAUCGAUUAUGGAGAACCUUGUAUGGAUGAUGAUAUCGAUUCCAAGGAUAAUGUUGUCCGGGUACAAAAUGUUAAGCCCAUGCCUUUGUACUACGCAGAAGAUGGUAAACCAUACCUAAAAUGUCCAGCAUGCGGUGCAAUAUUUUUUACAUCAAAUACAUUUGAGAAACACUUGUAUACACACGCGUAUGAGGAAGAUGACACUUUUGUAUGUUCCUUUUGCAAUUACACAAACACUGAACCUGGAAUGUUAUUUGCUCACUUAUCCAAACACCAAAAUCAAUGUGAAUUUUGUAAUGAAAAUUUAUCGCGUAAAAACAAUUUCGAGAAACAUUGGGACAUACGUGAAUCCACCUUCACUAUGAAAAGGGAUCAUCAAGGACGAUUUGUGUGUUCAGUGUGCAAGCUGGUAUUUGAUCUGUUGCCACAAUUAGAAAAGCAUUGGCUCAAACAUGCUUGUAGAAGGGAACGAACAUACCAAUGUAAGGAAUGCAGUGGACUGUACGAGAGCAGAGAAACGCUAAAAAGUCACAAAUGCAUGAAGUGUGCAGUGUGCGGGAAAGUCUAUGAUAGUUUACACCGAUUAAAGACGCACACGAUGUGGACGAAGCACAAUUUGAAGUGUCCGAUCUGUUCUUAUGAGUUCAUUCUUGCAAUAGAUCAUGAGAAGCACUUGGCAUUACAUAGACAAACUUUCAGUAGUAGAAGUGAUUAUCUCCACUGCCUCCAGACAGCGGAUGGAAAGACAUUCCAGUGCAAUCUUUGUGACAAAAUAUUUUAUGCCUUACCUUCUCUUGUCUCGCAUCUUGGAGAAGAUCACGACGUUCAAAACGUGAGGCAAGGUGCCCAGAACGAAGAUGGAUGUAACGAUGAAAUAAAAGGGGACGAUUCAAUUAGUGACACCUUGCUUCGUCAACUAAAAGAGCAAACCGCACAUUACACUAACAGAAACAGUAAUAUAAAUAUGUCCAAAAUUAAAAUUGAAUUUCAAGAUGCUCUAUGAAGUUUCAAGUAGAAGAAAACUGAACACGAAUUACAUGUAAAAUGAUCUGAAAUUAAUACUUAAAAAUCACUUGUAACAAUAAAACGUGCCGUUAGUGAGGAUCAGUCACCGUGUAGUAUAUAUUAAGUACAAUUGAACAUGACUGGCGACAAACAACUUAUAAAUUAUUGAUAAGAGCAUGUACUCGAUAGUAUCUGAUCAAAAAGUUCUUUAAAUAAACUGUAUCACAGUUUCACCUCACUUGACACAGGGAGGAAAGUAUACUUGUAUAUUUUUUUAGGCAGUUGUGUAAGGUGCAGAAUGGCGCUCGUUUAACCAGAUAUCGAAUAUCGUCACAGAUGUAAUAUUACUUUAGUGAUAUAACCAAGGAAUCUCAUGCGAUUGCUCCGCGCAUAGAACGUUUUUGAUCAGAUAUAGCAAGGUAAUUUUCGAGCGAUUUCUCGAAAGUAAUGUAACCACUGUGUCGUACAUUUUCUGUGUGUUUUUGUAUUAGAGGAAAAUGUAAUUGUUAAGUUAAACGUAACAUUUGCAUAUUUGGCUGUAUCAUGUCUGCCCCUAAAUGCAUCGAGUGAAGCAAUACAGAGCUAUCAGUCCUGCUGUAGCAUUGUCUAAUUUCUUAUUCGACCUAAUUAUUAGACUGCGGAUUUUAUGCAUUUAUGACGUGCAAAGUACAAGAAAAUAAAGAUCUGGAAGAUUUGACAAAAUGUUUAUUUUAACGUUCCAAAGACUUUAAUAGAAGGGAUAAAUUUCGGUUUUCACAGAACAAGCCAAAAUAAUCUAUAUUUGCAUAAGCGUCCACGGACUAUCAAUUAGCCUUUGUUAUACACCUCUGAAUCAAUUUAUAAAACUUUCGUACAGUUACAA